AAAUCAUGAAAACUAAACCGUGAAUGUAUAGAGGUUAUUUCCAAGUAGUGAGAUUUCAAGGAGAAUGGAUUCAAUCAACCAACAAGACAGAAUAUCAAGUCUACCGGAUGUAGUUCUGGUUAUGAUCCUCUCUUUCUUGUCCUUCAAGGAUAAUAUAAAGACGAGCGCUCUCUCGAAGCGCUGGAGGAACCUCUGUUAUGAAACAAGGAACAUUUCCUUUAAGGAAUCAGAGUAUGUGGACCACUUUGUCUCCGACUAUGUCUCCAAAAGGACGUCAUUUGUUCAGUAUAUGUUUAAUUGGGUAUCUAGAGUUCCCAUUCAAGUUAUCAAAAGUUUUGAAAUUUGUUUCGGUUAUCCAGUGGGCUUCGAGGCAGAGAUCAAGUCUUUGAUUGAGUUUUCCAUCUCUAGACAAGUGAAGAAGUUAGUUCUUGAUUUCUCAAGCCCUUUUUCGAGUCACACACGGGAUGAGUAUAGAUAUGAUGACUUUGUUAUUGAAUUGCCUGCCCUUAUUUACGGUCUACAAACCCUCGAAUCAUUGAAGAUUUACGCAUGCUUGUUUGACCCCUCGAGAUUCGCAAACAUAGGACUAAAAAAGCUCUCUAUUGGUUGGUUCAGACUUAAGAAUAUCGAAUCUUUGCUAUCAAAGUUCCCUUUGCUUGAGAGUCUGAGUAUCAUCUCUUGUUCCCUUGAUGAGAUUAUGAUAGCUGGGCAAAUUAGAGAAGUAAUCAUUGAAAACUGCAUUAUCCCUUACAUGUCUUGUUCGUUUAACCUACCUAACAUAGAAAUCUUCAAGUACUCCGGCGAUCUUAUCUUCUUUGAUUUUGCGAAAGUGAAUAUGAUAUUACUGAAAGAAGUUUACUUAGACUUUGGAGUAGAGCAUGAUAAUGAUGAACCAAGCUUUUCAACCGAAGAAGCCGGAGGUAUCCUUUCUCAUCUGCUUAAUGAUCUUCGAUCUUCUAGGACCUUGACUGUCUGCUCUUAUCUCCUUGAGGUGAUUCCAGACUGUAACGAUCCACUUGAUAUGCUUUGUGACGUCAAAACACAAAAUUUGGUGCUAGAAACGCAUCUGCAUCCGGAGGAGUUUAUGGGAAUCAGGCUCCUUCUCGAACAUUGCCCGAACUUAGAGACUCUCACUUUCGAGGUUCUCUCACCAAGACCUUUCCCUAUGGCUCCAUAUGGUGGCAUAAGUUCACAGAUAUUUUGGCUAGAAAACAUCUCAUCCAGGUGUUUGAGAAGGACUCUCAAGAUCCUAGUGGUCAAGGGUUUUUGUAGUAGUUGGAACGAGUUUUACUUGUUGAACUAUUUUGUUCAGCCGGCGCAUGGGUAUGCAUUGGAAAGAGUUGAACUCUACAUGCCGACUUGGUUGAAAGAAACUCCAAAGCAGUGGGCACAUUAUGGUGCCGCGAUGUUGCAAAGCACUUCAAAUCGAGUACAAGUUAUUUUGCACAACGGUUGAAAAGUUCCUUAUCAUGACUUCUCAUUUAUGGGUUUUGGUGCGUUUGUUGAUGUUUUCAAGAUUAAUUCAUCGACACUAAGUUUGGAACUUUCGGAAUCUUGGUUUGUUUGAUAUAUGAAUAAGAGCCUCGGAAUAACGAGGACUUGCUUUUGGUUUGCUCAACAAACCAAAAACAAUAAUAAAUAUUUGAGUAAUAU
Molecule: messenger RNA, 1653 nt
Organism: Arabidopsis arenosa
Lineage: Eukaryota; Viridiplantae; Streptophyta; Magnoliopsida; Brassicales; Brassicaceae
Source: the annotation of a GenBank genome assembly